AUACUGGUAUUUGUUUCCCGCAAAAGGGGGUCAUCGUUUCUUCAGUUGCGUGUCGUGCUUGGUUUUGUCGUGAGUUCGAACUUAAGUUCUUAAGCAGAGCAUCUUUUUUUCACAGAAAUGGUGGCUGCCAAAAACGCCUUCGCCAUAGGCGACCUGGUGUUUGCCAAAGUAAAAGGCUAUCCGGCUUGGCCAGCCAAGAUAAUGAAGUUCGAAAAGGCCAAAUACAACGUUUAUUUUUACGGUACCGGAGAAACGGCAAACAUCAAGGUUGACAAUUUGUUCCUGUUCGGAGAGGAAUCGAAGGAAAAGUUCGUGACUGAUAAAAUCAUGAAACGGAAGGGUUUUAAGGAGGCCCUGAUUCAAAUAGAAUCCGCUUCAGCUGGCCAAGACUCGUGCCCGCUUUCGUACGAUGUCGCUAUUGUGCGGUCGAGUUUGGAAUCCUUUGUACACAAUGAGGACAACGAGGCACGUAAUCAGCCCAGCCCGUUUGUAAACUCAUAUGCUAGGAACAAAAGUAAAUCGUCCUCUCAAGCAAAGCAAAUUGGCUUUAAAUGGAAUACUUCACCUUUAGCUCCGGCACUUGGAAAGGGAGUACUGCUUAAAACGAUUAAAAAAGAACCACGGGAGUUGGAGACGUUUGAUGCCCCAACGAAUCCCGACGAGGAAUUUGUCAGUCGCAGUGGCAGAAAAAUUAAAACAAAACGGUUCAUGGAUAGAGACGAGGAAGACAGCGCACAGAAUGGAACAGCUCCCAAGAAAAAAGCUCCAGGCGUACAGACCAAGAAAGAUCAGAUAAAGGUGAUGAACGGUAAAUCCAGAUCAAAUCCAUUCGAAAACAUAAGCAAUGAGCGCAUGGUUUUCUUAAAGCGAGAACGGGAGCUGGUGGAGUGCGUAUUGGAAAUUAAAUCCACAGUAAAGUUGGCUGGCGCGAAUGCCGUGAGAUGCGUUGAAUUGUUGGUCCAGUUUCAAGAUCUGAAAAUAACCCCAACGAUGCUGAAAAAGAAUCCCAAUUGCAUCGAGGUUAUUAAAGAACUGCGUUUUUACGUUGGCAAUGUUGAAGCUUGGAAUAUGGAUGAAAAACAGAGGGUUAACUUCGAUUAUUUAGCCAAACAAAUCCGCGACAAAGCUGAAAAGAUCUACAGUCAAUUUCCGAGCAUGUUCCCCGAGCUGGAUAAGGACGUACCGUUUUGGCCGGCAUUUCAGGAAAUGGUGGCCAAGUUUAACCUGGCCACUCAACACUUGUCUUCGGAAGAGCUAUAUUUGCUGGUUGACGAAACAGAAAUUGAUCAAGCCGACGAUAGUGCUUCGCAAAAAGAGUCGAAGGCAGACGAACUUCGCGAAGUAGCAUAUACUUACAAUCCCAACCUUACGGUAUCCGAGAUAGAGAUACAGGAAAAGAAUCUUUACGCUCCGUGUGGCCCCGGCUUUGUGUUUCGCUGGUUGACACAUCGCAGUAAAAAAUCGAGCGGGGACAGAGCAUCUUUUUUUAAAGAAAUGGUGGCUUCCAAAAAGUCUUUCGGAUUGGGCGACUUGGUGUUCGCCAAGGUAAAAGGGUAUCCACCCUGGCCAGCAAAGAUCAUGAGGAUCGAAAAGGCCAAAUACAAUGUUUACUUUUACGGCACCGGUGAAACAGCAAACAUCAAGGUUGAAGAUUUAUUCCCAUACGAGGUGUCGAAGGAAAAGUUUGCAACCGAAAAAAUCAUGAAACGGAAGGGCUUCAAGGAGGCUAUGAUUCAAAUAGAAUCCGCUUUGGCGGGCGAGGACCCAAGCCCGCUCUCAUACGAUGUUGCUGCCGUGCAGUCAGGAUUGGAUGAUUUUGCGUUAGAAAAUGAGAACACUGAGGCUUCGUUUAGUGAAUCUCGCAUUUCGGCUAACUCAACUGCCCUGGAGACUAGCACUGUGAAACAGGAGAUUCCGGAUGAUCAAAAUGGUACCGCUGUAGUCACACCGAAACCAGUUAAGGAAAGUAAACCUAUGGCCAAGCAAACGAACGUCCAAAAGAAAACUGGACCUAUUCAAUCAAUCAAAAAUGAGCCACGGGAUUUUGAGACAUCUGAUACCCAACCAAGUACUGGUGAGGCAAAAGAAUUAGUGAGUCGCAGUGGUAGAAAGAUCAAGAUGAAACGAUUCAUGGAUGGGGACGAUGAAGACAGCGCACAGAAUGGAACGCCACCCAAGAAAAAAACACCAAACGUACCGAUCAAGAAAGAGUCGGUGAUUGCUACGACGAUCAGCGAACCCAAAUCAAGUCAAACCGAUAAGAUAGAAAGCGAGCGGAUGUUUUUCUUGAAGCUAGAACGCGAGCUGGUGGAGUUGAAUUUGGAAAUUAAAUCGACAGUGAAGUUGGCUAGCGCGGAUGCCGAGCGAUGUGUCCGGUUGUUGGAUCAAUAUCAAAAGCUCAAAAUAACGCCAACAAUGCUGAAAAAGAACCCAAACUGCGUUGAGACCAUAAAGAGGCUUCGGAAAUACGUUGGCAAUGCUAAAGCAUGGAAUAUGGAUGACGCAGAAAAAUCAAAGUUUGACAUCCAAGCACAGCAAAUUCGAAACAAGGCCGAUCUAAUCUACAACCAAUUCAUAAAUAUGUUUCCCACACACGAUAGCGAGAUAUCGUUUUGGGAGGCAUUCCGGGAUAUAGUGGCCAAGUUUGACCUGGCAACUCAACACCUAUCCCCCGAAGAGCUAUAUCUGCUGGUUGACGAAGCGGAAAUUCGCCAAAUUGACGAAAAUGCGCCGCAGCAAGUAUCAGGCGUAAAUGAAGUUGGUGAAGAAGAAUCUACUUACAAUCCCAACCUAAAAGUAUCCGGCGUAGAUACCGAUGAUGGCUCUGCGACUAAGGAAAAUGCGGGGUCGUUGAAUGUCAACACUGCUUCUGGCAAUGCCGAGAAAAGUACAGGAAACCUACGGCAAUAGGUUUGAAGUGUAAUUACUUUUGCAUUAUCUGACGAAAAAAGUUUCAUGCGAAUUAAGUGCAUGCAAUAGAGUA
This is a messenger RNA of Anopheles darlingi, 2983 nucleotides long. RefSeq lists its product as uncharacterized. The record is from RefSeq and is a predicted model, not a curated record. The coding region runs from base 118 to 2910 and encodes 930 amino acids. Gene Ontology annotation, molecular function: double-stranded DNA binding; transcription coregulator activity. Gene Ontology annotation, cellular component: nucleus. The transcript has 17 exons. Gene Ontology annotation, biological process: regulation of transcription by RNA polymerase II. Lineage: Eukaryota; Metazoa; Arthropoda; Insecta; Diptera; Culicidae.